CGACGUGGUCAAAUGUGAAGACAACACAAAGACACUGAAUACUAUGCGUCGCAGUGGGCGAGCACGCUUUGCCCCGAAGGCGAAAUCACCGGGAGCAACGCUUAAGGAAGAGUACGACAGUGCAACUGAGUCGGCAAUGUCUUCAUCGGAGAGCGAAAGUGAAAGCGAAUCGGGCUCAGAUACCGACUCGGAUAGCUCGAGCGAGGAUACUUCCUCAUCAUCUGAAGAGGAGGGUGAUGCGCAUGCCAUUUGCGGCGUUUGCCAGCGUGAGCAGAAUCGCAAUAUGAAAAACCUGCCCGAGGUCUUUAUACGAUGCUACACAUGUCAGCGCAGAGUGCAUCCGAGUUGCAUUGAAAUGCCGCAUCGCAUGGUUGCGCGGGUGCGCAACUACAACUGGCAAUGUGUUGACUGCAAAUGCUGCAUCAAAUGUAGAGGAAAGAAGGAUCAGAACAAAAUGCUGUUCUGCGAGCAGUGCGAUCGGGGCUUUCACAUUUACUGCCUGGGCAUCAAAGCCGUCACAGAUAGUCGCUGGAGUUGUGAACGUUGCAGUGUUUGCAUGCGUUGUGGCGCCACAAAGCCAGAGGGUUUGCCACAACAACAAACCCAGAUAUCGCCGAAUGGCGAGAAGGUCAAGCAGAUCAAGCACAAGAAGGUCAAAUGGAUUAACGAGUAUCGAAUAGAUCACAUCACGAAACUGCGUGAGCAUUGCUCCAUGUUGUGUGUACCAUGCGGGCGCGCAAAAGGUGCGAAGCGCGUGCAAAUAGCCAGCCCAUGCGUUAGCGGCACAACAGCGACGGCUGCUUCUAAUCUGCCAUCACCCCCCGCCACGGCGCAACAAAAGCAGCCAGCGAAAACAUUAUCGCAAAAUCAAACAACGACCAACGCAGCCGCAGAAGCUGCAAAUGCGAGUGUUGGAGCCGCCAGCAAAGCCGCUGCCUCUGCUGCAUCUGCAAUGAACAAAACCAGCGCUGCCGGCACGCUGCCACCGCCGCCGCCGCCCGUUGUUGCCUGAGUGGGGGUGAUACGUUACUGCCCCAAGCGUAGUAGCCUAAACGCCAAUAUGUAGUAGCAGCAAUAAGAAAAGGUCGCGUGAUAUGCUGGCGCACGCGUGAGCUGCACUGUAUCACAGCGAGGAGCUUUGGAUGUGUGAGAUGAGAAUGCAACUUCAAAUUUUGCUAAAACAUUCGCAAGUCCGAAGCAGAAAUUUACAUUUUGAUUAAAGUUUAAGGAAAAAUACGGUUUUUAAUGCGCAUAGAGCAUAUUAUUGCAUAGUUUACGACAAACUUGACGCCUUUUCAUAAAACUUAACACUUAGUUUAGCAUUUAAUAACAACAAAAGAUAAUUUGUAAUUUUUUUUUAAAUUAAGUUAAAUGUUCAGUUUCGUUUAAUAAACCAUAUUUAAUUAUAAGCUCAAUUUAUGGAAUAUACGCGCGAUUCACCUACGGUAAAAUGUUAGGCCUAAACUAAAGGGUUAAUUUAUCCAAUGUAUUAUAGUGCAAACAAAGAAAAAAUAAUAUUAAAGAAGGGAAAUGUUUCCGUACAUAACUACAAUAAUAAAAAUGAGAAAUUUAAAACUAAAAUAAUAUAACAAAAUAUUUGCCGCAUGCAAACACAAUCAUGUCUAUAUAAAAUGUCAAAUAAUGCACAUAAGAGUUGAUUUAAGUCUUAAGUAAAGCAUCAAAAGCAAAAAAUUUAAGCUAAAAUAAAAAUCUAACAAAAUGUAUCAAAAAUAUUUAACUAAAUAAUGUGUAAAGUUCUCUUUGUAUACAACAUUGUAAACUAUUUGAUGUUGCAAAAACUUAUAGACAAGAAGAGUUUAAAGAGAAAAGAAGAAAGCAACCAUGAGCUGAUCAGCGAAAACUGCUCAAAGCGCUGAAGUGGCAUUUUUCGGGAGAUGGAAUUCGAGUAGGCCUUCACUGGCUUCAAAUACCAUAUUGUAAACUUAUUUUUUACCGUAAUUUUCUCAAGUAAGGUUUUUAAAACAUGAGAAAAGCGCUUUUUACUACGUGCAUUCUUGAGCAGCUAAUUGGAAUAAUUUGUAAACUGUUAUUAAGUUUUUUAAUAUUCAUGAAAUGCUUUAUUUUUUCUCAUUUUUUAUCCAAUGACAUAAUUUCCUGCUGCUGCAAUGUUUUGAAUGCUUCUUAAGAGCAUGUCAGACGAGGCAAUAUUUCUAACUUUUCCAUGCAAUUCACUGUUAAAUUGAGAGAAAGAAAUUUUAUUUCCGACCUUUCUGACACUUUGCGGGAAAUAAGUUUCAGAAAUUAAUGUUGCAAGGUGUGACUGCAGCUCAAAGUGCGCCAAUCGAUUUCGCAAAUAUAUUUCAACUUGCUCGUGCUGUACUAGCAAUUUUUAGUUCUGCUGACUGCUGCAAGUGCUAUCAAACUAAUCGAGUGUUACCUUGUAACACUGAUCGUGAGUUUGUGGGAAAUAAUAACGGAUAAUUUAAAUAAAAUAACAAAUGCGUUUAAAAAAUUAUUUUGCGGUAUUUAAUUAUUUAGCUAUAAAUAAUAAACUAAUCUUCAAAUUGAAAGUAAAGUUUAAGAAAGAGAAAUAGCAAAUAACUAGCCAAGCGGCUCACGGUUGCAUUUUAGUGCCGAGAAAGAUUUCCAGAUUCAUUCGCUAUGUGAACAUCCAAAAAUAGGUUUAAGAAAUUUUUCCGGCGACUCGCCUUUCGGCAAUAAAAAACUCCUUUCGAAAGCUACUUUACAUCCAAGGUGCGACUGCUCAUGCAACUGUAAUUUGUAAAUUUCUCAAUUUGACAGUGUUUUCGAAAUAUCUUGCAUUGUCACGUCUGACACGCUCUUUAUUUACAUGCUAAGCAUUUAGUGUUUUCUAAAUAUGGGCAUCUAAUUAUUUCAAGAUUUCGCAUUAUCUUGAAGCACUUUCGAAAUGCCACUACUUUUGUCUGCGAUUAUAAGGUUUGCGACCAGGUAUGUAAAUUUAGGAGUACUUCACAGUUUCAGGCUUGUUUUCAAAGCAGAAUAUAGUAAAUAAAUUAAUAAAACGCGUACAUAUACAUAUGUAUAUGUAUAUAAAUAUAUAUAUAUAUAUUUAGAUUCUCUCAUGGAUCCUGUAUACUUUAUUAUUUUUUAAAAAUUAGUUUUUAAAUACCAACUAAGCAUAAAGAAGCAAACGAAUACAUAAGUCUAUGACAGAGAAGCGCACUGCCCGACUCUACACGCCCUCCCGCAUCACGCAGUAGUUGUGGCCCAUCGGCAGCGGCAUGCGCUCUUAUUAUUAAUUAACUGUAAUAAAGUAAUUCAUUUACCCAAAUAAAUGCUAUGAUGAUACUAUAUUAAUGAUAUGACGAUAAUUAUAAUAAAAAUAAAAUACGCAGUUA
Messenger RNA from Rhagoletis pomonella (apple maggot), 3341 nucleotides. Its product is annotated as supporter of activation of yellow protein-like. Lineage: Eukaryota; Metazoa; Arthropoda; Insecta; Diptera; Tephritidae. The transcript is spliced from 4 exons. The record is from RefSeq and is a predicted model, not a curated record. Bases 44 to 1012 code for a protein of 322 amino acids.